This is a messenger RNA of Aedes albopictus (Asian tiger mosquito), 2223 nucleotides long. RefSeq lists its product as uncharacterized. The record is from RefSeq and is a predicted model, not a curated record. Lineage: Eukaryota; Metazoa; Arthropoda; Insecta; Diptera; Culicidae. Bases 1 to 2223 code for a protein of 740 amino acids. The transcript is spliced from 3 exons.
AUGUUUUUCGUGAAUACCGUGAAAAGGAAGUACGGAAGACAAGUAAGCAGCUGGGUUAAAUCACUGCUGAAAACGGCAAUUAAGAUGGCGAAAGCAAAAAACCGAUUGAAGUUCAUGCUCAAUUGUCGAAGAUGCAAACUAGUUCCAAAUUGCCUAAACUAUAAGCUCAGUUUGAACCUGGUGAACCCUGUUUCCGUGGCCAAACUGAACAAGCUAGUCCACAAACAGAAAAUCAAACUGAUUAGUGUGACAAUCCAGGACACAAAAAGGACGCUCCAACGACUGAAGAAAACGAAGCAGUACCUGAAAAGGAAGGUCGAAGAAACUACGAGCGUCGAGGACUGGCAAUACGUGUUGCAAAUGGUGGAAAAAAGUGCAAGAAACACGUACACGAAGACGAAAACGGUAGAGACAAGAAAACUGGAAGCGCUAAAGAUGGAGAAAGUUCGGAGUCAACAUCGGAAUCGCGAAUGGAUCGAAAACACAACAAUGGAAGAAUUACCGGACUUCGUGGAGAGAACCCUUCUUCUCGGUCCCAACUUCAACAUCCAAAACAGAAGAACGAUUCCGUACGUAAGGUUCGUGGCCGACGUCGAAACAGCGAUAAAGAGAAAACCCGAAGCAGAAGAAAUUAGAGGCGAAGUUUCAACGAUCAUGUCGAACUACGUCAACUACCAACGACAGCCAAAGACGAAGGAGAACGAGUGGAUACUCAAGGAGAUCAUAAGGACCCGAAAGUUCCUGAACGAGCAUCCCGAUCUGUACGUAACAAGGGCAGACAAAGGCAACAAAACCGUGGUAUUGUCUGCUACGGAAUAUCGUGAAAAAAUGGCGGAAAUGGUGAGUGACACGAACACGUACAAACCGUUGAACGAAAACCCUACGAACCGUACCUUGAAGAAACUCAACACGAUCAUCGAGGAAUGGUGGAAGGACGAAAUCUUGGGAAACGUCGUGGGUAAAACGCAGUACCAUGUGCGCAACAGCUUCGAUUUUGCUAAUGAAAUUUCGCACGUGGUCGUCCCAGAUGGUUGCAUCAUGUACUCGCUGGACGUGGUAUCCCUCUACACCAACGUCCCGGUCGAAAAAGUAUACCAACUAGUGGAAGCAAAAUGGAAAGAAAUACAAGAAUACACCACAAUUUCAUGGGACAGAGUCAAACAUGCCAUGAAAACUGUCCUGGAAGCAUCGUUUUUCCAGUAUGACGGGAAAUUCUACUGCCAAACAACGGGGGUCCCCAUGGGAUCCCCCCUUUCUCCAGUAGUGGCGAACCUCAUCAUGGAGAAGGUAGAACAGGAGGCCAUAACACAACUAGAGGAGAAAAACAUCACCCUGUCCAUAUACAGACGGUACGUCGACGACUGCUUCAUUGUUGGGAGAAGAGAAGAUGUGGAGAAAGUGGUGGAGCAGUUCAACGUCAUCGACGAGAAGCUACAGUUCACCGUGGAGGAAGAAAUGGAUGAGGCACUUCGGUUCCUGGAUCUCACACUCUCGCGAAGUGGUGAGAGGAUUCGGAAAAUGUGGUUCCCGAAGCAGAAAGAUGGUCGCUAUCUAGACUACCACUCGGAGAGCCCGCAUACUCACAAGGUAAACACGAUGAUCGCACUCAUCGAUCGGGCACUCAAGCUCACGGACCCAGAUCGAAGGAGGGGGGAAAGCAUUGGAAUGAACGAAGAGAAAAAAGAGGAAUCGAAAAAGUACGUGUCCAUCCCAUACAUCCCGGGUCUCAGUGAGAAGGUGAGCAAAACGCUGAAACAGCACGAAAUCACAGCUUCAUUCAAGCCAUGUGAUAAGGUGAAAAACACGGUUUUCACCAAGCUCAAAGAUGCCAUACCACCAAUGAAGCAAACAAAUGUGGUAUAUUCAAUCCCUUGUGGGGCGUGCGAGGAAAAAGAGUACAUUGGACAAACGUCACAAACUCUAGACAAGCGCAUUGCGCAACACCGAAACUCAAUACGCACCAAAGCAUCAGCUACGGGACUCACCCAACACGCGGUCGAAAACGGUCAUCACUUUGACUUCUCCAGAACUCGCAUUCUGGAGAGAAUCGACAACUACGCGAGUAGGCUAACAGCCGAGGUGAUCCACAUAAAAGUAAAGAAAGACACGACGGUAAACUUGCAGCGUGACGUAGACGGAUUCUCCAACACAUACAACAAUUUAAUUAAUAAACUGAAAGACGAGCAACAGCGAACCGAACGACGACACAGAGAAGUAGGCUAA